AAGAGAGAAGAAGAAAGGAAAGACACGAUAUCGGAGACGAAGACAGAAGAAGAAGAAGACGAACCAGAAGUAUAAUAUCAUGAGAACAAGGAGAGGCCUUUGUUACCCGAGAGUUGUCGUGGGAGGCAAUACUAUGUGCUCGGAGACGAAGGUCUUCAACAAGAGGAAAGAUUUCGCCGUUGGUGAACGGACUAUUACCCGUAAACGGAUAAAAGCCUCGCCGGAGUUUUCCGCCGCUGGCGGAACUGAUUUGUUCGACUCCUUGCCGGACGAUCUUGUUAUUUCUAUUCUCACCAAACUUAGCUCCACCGCUCGUUGUCCUUCCGAUUUCAUCAACGUCUUGAUAACAUGCAAAAGAUUAAACGGAUUAGGCCUUCAUUCCAUGGUAUUAUCCAAAGCUUCUCAGAAAACGUUCGCCAUUAAAGCCAAGAACUGGUCCGAGUCGGUUCACCGAUUCCUGAAACAGUGCGCCGAUGCCGGAAACGUUGAGGCUUGCUAUACUCUCGGCAUGAUUCGCUUCUACUGUUUACAAAACCGAGGCAGCGGAGCCUCGAUGAUGGCCAAGGCGGCGAUUAGCUCCCACGCGCCGGCGCUCUACUCCCUCGCUGUCAUUCAGUUCAACGGCAGCGGCGGCUCCAAAAACGACAAGGACCUCCGCGCCGGUGUGGCCCUCUGCGCACGAGCAGCGUUUCUCGGCCACAUCGACGCGCUUCGCGAGCUCGGGCACUGCCUCCAAGACGGCUACGGUGUCCGCCAAAACAUCGCCGAGGGACGGCGGUUCCUCGUCCAGGCCAACGCGCGGGAGCUCGCGUCGGUUCUCUCCGCAGCGUCGUCGGUUAAUGAGAUCUCCACGCGCCAGUGGCUGACGUGGAAUCCACUCCCCCAUCCGCAUCCGCAUCCGCACCCGCACCCCCAGCUUCGGUACCUUACCGGCUCGGGCUGCCCGCUGCUGAGCGACUUUGGCUGCAACGUUCCCGCGCCGGAGGCUCAUCCGGCAAGCCGGUUCCUGGCAGAGUGGUUCGCCUCGCGUAGUGGUGCGCCUGGGCACGGGCUGAGGCUCUGCUCGCACGUGGGGUGCGGAAGGCCGGAGACGAGGAGGCACGAGUUCCGUCGGUGUUCCGUCUGCGGCCGCGUUAACUACUGCUCACGCGCAUGUCAGGCACUUGACUGGAAGCUACGCCACAAGGCGGAGUGCGUCCACGUGGACCGGUGGCUCCAUGACGACGGUGACGGUGGCGUUGACGGUGACGGUGACGGUGAUGCAAACGGUAACGGAGGCGUUGGUGGUGAUGGCGUCAUCGCGGAUAGUUAGAGGUUUUUUCCUUUUUUUUUUUUUUUUUUCUUUUUUUGAGGCAAUAGGUAACUGUGUGACUGUUACGGAAAACAGUAAUUGGUCAAUACGAGUUGAGGAUUUAAAAAAAAAAAAGGAAAAAGAAAAAAUGAAAAAGGAAGUGAGAGAUACAGUGCCACUGGUUGGGAAACGAAUUUGGCCAUUUUUGGUGGGGGCAUAGAUUAAGUUAAUCAUGGCCGUUCGAUUAAACGGAGUUUUGUUCCCCGUUGGUGUAUAGAGGGGGUUUUCGGUUAAACAAUGGCAGGGGUUUUUUUUUUUUUUUUUUUUUUUUUUUUUCCUCUCUUACUUUUUGUCCAUUUUGUACUAUAGAGCAACUGUCAGCCUUAAUUUCGCUUAAAAGAAAUUUUAAAAGUCAAAUUCUCUUUCCUAUUAUUAUUUUUCAGAUUCUCUCCAUUUUGGUAUUUUGAUUUUGGUAAUGGUAUUCAAAUCACGUGUAUGGC
Morus notabilis is the source of this 1791-nucleotide messenger RNA. Its product is annotated as F-box protein At1g67340. The record is from RefSeq and is a predicted model, not a curated record. NCBI's taxonomy places the organism in Eukaryota, Viridiplantae, Streptophyta, Magnoliopsida, Rosales, Moraceae. Gene Ontology annotation, molecular function: protein binding. Bases 80 to 1312 code for a protein of 410 amino acids. The transcript has 3 exons.